This is a messenger RNA of Propithecus coquereli (Coquerel's sifaka), 899 nucleotides long. RefSeq names its product glutathione S-transferase P-like. Gene Ontology annotation, molecular function: glutathione transferase activity. Gene Ontology annotation, biological process: glutathione metabolic process. Gene Ontology annotation, cellular component: cytosol. Lineage: Eukaryota; Metazoa; Chordata; Mammalia; Primates; Indriidae. The record is from RefSeq and is a predicted model, not a curated record. Bases 1 to 867 code for a protein of 288 amino acids. The transcript has 7 exons.
AUGCCUGGUGCUGCCGGGGCCACCCUCAACCUCCUUUCCCCGACCUGCCGCACCCAGCUCGGUGACUGGGCGCAUUCCUGGGGUGGGGCAGGGCGGGAUGAGGGGGUGGAGCAGAACAGCAAAUAUAAGACCUUUGGGCGCCUCCUCGCUUCCUGCUGCGCUUGGCUGCUCCGCCGCGACCCCGACAGGGGUCCUCCUUCAUCGGGGUCAUCGUCCUGUCUGUCUGUCUUCCCAGUGCCGCCCUACACCAUCGUCUACUUCCCCGCCAGAGGGCGUUGCGAGGCCCUGCGCAUGCUGCUGGCGGACCAGGGCCAGAGCUGGAAGGAGGAGGUGGUGACCAAAGAGGCCUGGCAGCAGGGCUCGCUCAAGGCCUCCUGUCUGUAUGGGCAGCUCCCCAAGUUCCAGGAUGGAGACCUCACCCUGUACCAGUCCAAUGCCAUUCUGCGUCACCUGGGGCGUUCCCUCGGGCUCUAUGGCAAAGACCAGCGGGAGGCGGCGCUGGUGGACAUGGUCAACGAUGGGGUAGAAGACCAUCGCAAGCGCUGUGGCCACCUCAUCCACCAUAACUAUGAGGAGGGCAAAGCCCAGUAUGUUCAGGAGCUACCCGGACACCUGAAGCCUUUUGAGACCCUGUUGGCCCAGAACCAGGGGGGCCAGGCCUUCAUCGUGGGUGACCAGAUCUCCUUCGCCGACUACAACCUGCUGGACUUGCUGCUGGCCCACCAGGUCCUGGUGCCGGGCUGUCUGGACACCUUCCGCCUGCUCUCGGCCUACGUGGCGCGCCUCAGCGCCCGGCCCAAGCUCAAGGCCUUCCUGGCCUCCCCUGAGCACGUGAACCGCCCCAUCUUUGGCGGCCGCAAGAUAUGAACCCACUUGGCCUCCCCCUGGGACAGGGGCUG